AGGACUUGUCAUGUCUCCCUUCCUGCGUAUUGGUUUAUCCAACUAUGACAGUGGCCCUUACCUGCCUUCCCAGGGGGAGGUGAUUAACCCUUACUGUGCUGUGAUGGUCAAAGAAGCUGUGGAGUCAGAGAAUGGCCAAGUGUACGUGCAGAAGAAGCCCACGAUGUACCCACCCUGGAACAGCACUUUUGAUGCUCAUAUCAACAACGGGAGGGUCAUGCACAUCGUCGUCAAGGACAAAAGUGCCGAAAUGGUUUCAGAGACCACAGUGGAACUCAAAGUGCUGGCAGAGAGGUGCAAAAAGAGCAAUGGGAAGACUGAGAUAUGGCUAGAACUGAAACCUCAAGGGCGAAUGCUGAUGAAUGCAAGAUAUUUCCUGGAAAUAAGUGAUGCAAAGGGCUUGGCUGACUGUGAGACUGAAGGUUUCUUCUCCCUGCACCAGCGCAGGGGAGCCAUCAAACAGGCCAAAAUCCACAAUGUCAAGUGUCAUGAGUUCACAGCCACCUUCUUUCCACAGCCCACCUUCUGCUCUGUCUGUCAUGAGUUUGUAUGGGGUCUGAAUAAACAAGGCUACCAAUGCAGACAAUGCAAUGCUGCCAUUCAUAAGAAGUGCAUUGAUAAAGUAAUAGCCAAGUGUACAGGAUCAGCAGUCAAUAGCAGAGAAACAAUG
This is a messenger RNA of Acanthisitta chloris (rifleman), 670 nucleotides long. RefSeq names its product protein kinase C theta type-like. The annotation marks the transcript as partial. NCBI's taxonomy places the organism in Eukaryota, Metazoa, Chordata, Aves, Passeriformes, Acanthisittidae. The transcript is spliced from 6 exons. Gene Ontology annotation, molecular function: protein serine/threonine kinase activity; ATP binding. The record is from RefSeq and is a predicted model, not a curated record. Gene Ontology annotation, biological process: protein phosphorylation.